Molecule: messenger RNA, 1550 nt
Organism: Trichoderma asperellum CBS 433.97
Lineage: Eukaryota; Fungi; Ascomycota; Sordariomycetes; Hypocreales; Hypocreaceae
Biological process (GO): mitochondrion organization
Cellular component (GO): cytoplasm; SAM complex
Source: RefSeq, a predicted model, not a curated record
CUUUUUCAACGUCAAAGGCAACGAACGAUUUGAUAUUGACAAUCUAACCAUCUCAUCACAAGAAAUCGUACAUCAAUCUGCCAAUCACUCAAAGAGAAUUGACCGCAAAUUGGAUCGAAACGCCACUGCCCUCCCAAACUGCCGCGAUAGUUUUCACCUUGCGCAGACAUCAUCUACGUGGCAAAUCCAACGACUCCGCGAUGCUACAUCUUCAUGUCUGGGGCUCAGCUUUUGGGCUGCCAUCUAUUGAUGCAGAAUGCUUAGCCAUUAUAACCUACUUUCACAACGCGCUGCCCGCCUCAUCAUGGCGUCUCAUACCCAGCAACGACCCCUCCGUCAGCCCAUCGAAUCUCUUACCAGCAUUAAAUCAUGAGGGUAACUGGACAAGCGGAUUCCAGCCCAUUGUCCAGUACCUGGCAUCAACAGCCCUUUGUGAUGGCCUAGACCAGAAUCUCAGCCCUAUCCAGCGCGCAGACAGCGUCGCCUACAGCGCCUACUUGCGGGCUCACGCAGGACCUCUUGUAGACCUGUCUCUCUAUGUCUCCGCGGCUAAUUGGGCCACUACUACCAGACCAGCAUAUAGCUCACUGCUAUCGUUCCCCCUGACGUGGACGGUUCCAACUUUGAUUAGAUCAGAAGCCAUCAAGCGUGCCGAGCACCUCGGACUCGCCGAACUGGACAGCGAUUUUGAUCCUAGUAGCGGCCUUCAUCUAAGUGCUGGAAGGGACGCACUGCCUGAGACGUUUCGGCGGCAUAUCCCUUUGAUGAUCAAGAAGACUGUCCAUGAGGAGAUGACGCCAGAGCAGGCAACAGCAAUCCGGUUAUUUAGUCUGACUGAAGACUGUCUGACGGUGCUGGAUGAUCUAAUACAGGGAGAGAGUGAAGAUCACCCUAGAUUUUUCGCUGACGCUCCAGUUACCUCACUCGACUGCUUGGCAUUCGGAUAUCUAGCUCUCAUGCAGAAGCCUCCUAUACCCCGAGCGUUCCUCAAAGAUUGGCUUGAAUCGAAAACCCCAAGACUACACAAAUUUGUCGACUCUAUGCUCGCCAGAAACAUCGCCGGACGCGGCAAUCUUCCCUGGGCGGUCCCCGACCCGACCUCUGCCGUUCGCUUCAGCGGCCGCGUUUUCGACUCUGUAUUACGCCAUCUCCCCAACGUAGGCGAGCAAUACGCGUCGGAAGUACGCCGCAGGGCGGAACAGCAGACGAAAGGCUUAGACCAGAGAGCUCUGAUGUUGAUCGUGGGCGUGGUACUUACCGGCCUGGCGACUGGCUAUGGGUUCCAGACCUAUAGGGCGAUGCAGCCGUUCGGAGCAUCCACUCAAUCCUGGCAGCCUCGGCGGAAGCAGUCGAGGCUGAGCGAUUUUGGACAGCUCGGCUCGAUGCUAAGUAGUGCUAUGGGGCCCUAUCAGCCAGUACCCAGUGGUCUUGAUUUAGGAACUCGAGAUCACGGAGGGCCUGGUGGAAGGUUGGUGGAAGUGGACUCCGAAGUAGAUUAAAGAAAUAGAAGAAGAAAGAAAGAAAGAGGAAAGAAAGAAGAACAUAAUCUC